UCAGAAACACAAAUCCAAGAGUGACCCAGAGAGAGUUUCUCACCAAACACACACUUCUCUUCUCUUCUCUUCUCUUCAUUUUCUGUGGUUCUCACUUUCUUUUCUCUAAUCUUCUAAUCUCUUAUUUUCUUCCCCCCUCUGUUACUCCCCGCUUCUCUGAAUCCCUUUCUGUUAAUCAUCUGUCUUUCAACUCGUGAUUUUUUGGGUUUGCCUCACCAAAAAGAUUCAAACUUUGAAAAUUUUUCUCGAAAGCCAGGUGUUUUCAGAAUCGAGAUCCAGCUUUUUUUUUGUUUGUUUUUAAAAAAUUAUUAUUUUCUUUCGUUCAGCCGCGAGGGUUGUUUUUGAUCCCUCAAAAGCUCUCUUUCUUUUUUUCUUUCUUGGAUUUAAGGGGUUGUCUAUUUUAAACCUCUCCCAUCCUUUUUUGUUGUAAUAUUUAAAAACCACAGGUUGAUUUUUUUAAUCUAAGAUCUGUGUGUGUAGUUGGAAAAUUGAAUUUUUAUAUGGCAGCUACGAUGAAUUUCUACAACGAAACAUCACAACAAGUUCAGUCAGAUCCAUUCAGAGGAGAGCUCAUGGAAGUUCUAGAACCUUUUAUGAAAACUUGUCCUUCCUCAACUCCCUCUAUUCUCUCCUCAGAUUCACCAUCACCUUCCUCUUACUCUCCUUUACUACCUCCACACCCCAGUUUCUCCACAUACACCCCCUCUGCCUACUUAUUCCAAAACCAACAACCCUUAAUAGGCUUUGAGCAACAACCAAGUUCCCUUCUCGGGCUCAACCACCUAAGCACGUCUCAGAUUUCCCAGAUCCAAGCCCAAGCCCAAGCCCAGAACUCGCUCUCUCUUAAUUUCUUGGGCCCGAAGCCCGUUCCUAUGAAGCACGUUGGUGGGCCGGCGAAGCCCACGAAGCUGUACCGGGGCGUGAGGCAGAGGCAUUGGGGGAAGUGGGUGGCGGAGAUAAGGCUACCGAAGAACCGAACCAGGCUUUGGCUCGGAACCUUCGACACAGCCGAGGAAGCCGCUUUGGCUUACGACAAAGCCGCGUACAGGCUCCGAGGCGACUUGGCGAGGCUGAACUUCCCGAACCUGAAAGGCUCGUGCCCCGGCGAGGAGUACAAGCCUAUGCAGGCUGCGGUGGACGCUAAGCUCGACGCAAUCUGCGCGAACUUGGCGGAAAUGCAGAAGCAAGGGAAGAACGAGAAGGGUGCCAGGUCGGGGAAGAAGUCGAAGCAAGGUCCGAACCUGGAGGCGAAGCCCGAACCUGAAGCUUCGGGUUCCGGUGCUGCUGCUCUGUCUCCUGAAAGUGAGGGUUCUGCGGAUUCUUCUGCUUUGUCUGAUCUUACCUUUGAUGUAACCGAGCCGCAAUGGGAGGAUGCUUCAGCACAUUUUAAUUUGCAAAAGUUUCCUUCUUAUGAGAUCGAUUGGGAUUCUCUCUGAAGACUCUUUGUUUUUUAUUUUUAUGUCUAGUCUUGUGGGUAAUUAAUAAUUUAGUUAUAAUUAGGAUUGCUCUUGUGGCUGCUGCAAUUGAGUUUUUGAAGAUUGCAGUGCUACUUGUAGGAUUUGGAUUAUGUUAGUCUUUUUUCUUUUUCUUUUUUUUUUAAAUUUGCUUAUUGGCUAUUCGAUGGUCAAUAUGAUGUAAAUCUCUCUACCUUGGUCAGCUGGUUUUUUUUUUCUUGCUUGGCCAUGGAGAAUGAUUCCGGGUUAGGUCUUUGUCUAUGUUUUAGUGUUCGUCCAAGUACUAUUAUUGAUGUAAUUCAAUUCUAUUUGUAUCUCAAUUUAUGAAUGUAUUUGUAUUUCAGCUUACAUAUUGUACUAGUUUGUUUCA
Glycine soja is the source of this 1824-nucleotide messenger RNA. Its product is annotated as ethylene-responsive transcription factor RAP2-4-like. The transcript has a single exon. The coding region runs from base 501 to 1436 and encodes 311 amino acids. Gene Ontology annotation, biological process: regulation of DNA-templated transcription. Lineage: Eukaryota; Viridiplantae; Streptophyta; Magnoliopsida; Fabales; Fabaceae. The record is from RefSeq and is a predicted model, not a curated record. Gene Ontology annotation, molecular function: DNA-binding transcription factor activity; DNA binding.